Molecule: messenger RNA, 3103 nt
Organism: Anoplopoma fimbria (sablefish)
Lineage: Eukaryota; Metazoa; Chordata; Actinopteri; Perciformes; Anoplopomatidae
Gene: fbxo10
Product: F-box protein 10
Biological process (GO): ubiquitin-dependent protein catabolic process; regulation of apoptotic process; protein ubiquitination
Molecular function (GO): protein binding
Source: RefSeq, a predicted model, not a curated record
GUGUGUGCGCUCAGCUGUUCGUGUUGUUGUUGUCGCCUUAACUGCAAGUGCGUGUGUGUGCGCGUGUCUCCAGGUCCUCCUCUCCUCCUCCUCCUCCUCCUCCUCCUCCUCCUCCUCCUCCUCCUCCAGUCGGCGGUGUCGCUGCUGCCAUGGAGGUCGGCAGCCUCCCCGUGGAGCUGUGGAGGGUUAUCUUGGCCUACCUUCCGCUCCCGGACCUGGGCCGCUGCUGCCAGGUGUGCCGUGCCUGGCGGGAGCUCGUCCUCUCGCUGGACAACACCCGCUGGAGACAACUCUGCUUAGGCUGCCCCGAGUGCAGGCACCCCAACUGGCCCAGUCAGCCGCACCGGGAGCCCCCGUCCUGGAGGGAGGCCCUGAAGCAGCACGCCCUGUGCACCCGCACCUGGACCCAGAACGGCCCGGAGCUCCAGUCGUCCGCCUGCCUGCUCUUUUUCCGUCGCAGAAAGGACCGCAGGGUUUGGCACGUGGGGCCCGGGUGCGAGUUUGAGACCCUGCGUGGGGCCCUCGGAGCGGUGGGUCCGUAUGACCGCGUAGUUCUCCACCCGGGGGUGUAUGAGGAGCAGGCCGAGGUGGCCCUGAAGGUGCCCGUGGAGCUGGUCGGGCUGGGUAAGCUGGGCGAGGUGGCCCUGCUGGUGUGCAUGGAGCAGCAGUGCCCCACGGCCCGGCUGUGUAAUCUGGUCUUCAUGCCGCCCUGGUUCUCCACCGUGGUCUACAAGACGUCAUGGGGUCACGUCCAACUAGACAACUGCAACUUUGAGGGGGCUCAGUUGCAAAUCCGUGGCCCGGGGACCUGCCAGGCUCGCUUCUGCUCCUUCUCUCAGGGAAGCUCUGCCCAGCUGCUGGGUGUCGUCCUCAGUCUGUUGGACAGCUGUGAUUUCUCGGGGAGUGACACGGCUUCUGUGACUGUUGAGGGUCCUCCGGUGUCGGAAAGGAACUGGGCUUGUAAAUACUUGGCUGCCCUGGCCAGGACGUUCCCUUCAUGCGGUUCGUCAGGGAACAAUAGCCCUCCUGGAUGCCCGCUGGCUGGCUCUGCCGGCGGACAUCAAACUCCCAGUGCUUAUGUGAAAAAGGAGCAAAUGAGCGUCGAAGACUGGCAGAGGAGGACUGGGGUGGAUGCAGUGUGUCGGGGCACAGUGAUCGAAGAUGGCUGGAGUGAUGGUGACCGCAGCGAGGGAGAGGAGGAGAACCGGGAUGCAGGAGGGACCAACAACAGCAAAAACCCACUUAUAUUGGAUUACAAAAUCCCUUGUGACCAGCAUGGCCUAUCCCAUUUGCUCAAGCCCCGACCAGAUGGCUCCCUGCCACUGGCCUCCUCCCCAGACCCGCCGUCUGUGACCCCCGAGCCCCUCACCCUUCAGCAGGAACUAGACAGGGACCCAGAGGCCCAGAUGUUGGCCGCCUCCACCCUCGGCUGUAUCCUCAGACGCUGCCUCUUCCGGGAGGGGAAGGGCGGCGUGCAUUUGUCUAAUUACGGUCAAGCUCGGUUGGAGGGCAAUGUUUUCCGCGGGCUGAACUAUGCCGUCCGCUGCAUCCAGAACUCCACGGUGGUGAUGCUUAGAAACGAGGUGUGCGAGUGCCGGGCGUCGGGCGUGUUCCUGCGCCUCUCCGCUCAGGGCCUCAUCGCCGAAAACAACAUCCACUCCAACGGGGAGGCAGGGCUGGACAUCCGGAAAGGGGCCAACCCCAUCAUCGUGUGCAACAAAAUACAUAGCGGUUUGCGUUCGGGGGUUGUUGUCCUUGGCAAUGGAAGAGGUUCAAUUCGGAGCAACCAGAUCUAUAACAACAAGGAAGCGGGCGUGUAUAUUCUCUUCAGCGGGAAUCCUGUGGUCAGCGGGAAUCACAUCUUCCAGGGCCAGGCGGCGGGGAUCGCUAUAAAUGAGAACGGCAGAGGGAUGAUAACAGAGAAUGUGAUCAAAGAGAACCAGUGGGGGGGGGUGGACAUCCGCAGAGGUGGCGACCCCAUCCUGAGGAACAACCACAUCUGUUAUGGCUACUCUGACGGUGUCGUUGUCGGGGAGAGAGGCCGCGGACUUAUUGAGGGAAAUCACGUCUACUGUAACAAAGGCUGCGGUGUGUGGGUCAUGUCGUCAAGCCUCCCGCAGCUCCUGGGGAACUACAUCACCCAUAACUGCAUGUACGGGCUGGCGGUGUUCUGCAGGAAAGACCCAGAGAACAUGGAGGCCAGGGACGGGAACUGGCCAGGACAGGAAGGCAUCGGCGGAGAGGCGGGCAGUGGGGAAAGAAGGGUGGAGGGAGAAGGGAGAGAAGGGCAGGAGAACUUGAAUGAAGAGGGGGAACUCUUUGCAUGGGAGAGCGAUCUGGACAGCGAGGACGAGCGCCACUCCGCCCGUCGCUCCAUCAGCGUGGCCCUGGUGGAGAGCAACUGCAUGAGCUACAAUGGAGCGGUUGGUCUGUAUGUGAAGAGCAGCGAACCUCUGAAUGUUUUCGCCAACCUCGUGAACAGUAACCGCGGCACCGGCGUGGCUGUGCUGCAGAGCGGCCAGCUGACCCGGCUGGUCACAAACUGCGUUCUCGAGAACGGCCGCGGUGGGGUCACGGUGGAGAAAGACUGCCGAGUGGAGCUCCGUGGCAAUGGUGUCUAUAAAAACAGCGGCCAUGGCGUCAGUUUCGGCGGUAACGGGCAGAUUGUGGAGAAUGACGUCGUCGGAAACCGUGGAUACGGGAUCCAGGUGUCUGGCAGUGCCGACAUCAAGGUGUUGCGCAACCGUGUCCAACCAGCACAGGGCUGUGGCGUCGCUGUGCUCGGGCCAGUGAAAGGUGUCGUUCAUGACAAUCUCUUGUUCCAGGGACACCCAGGGAACAAGAAGGAGCUGCUACAUAUGGAUCCUGGCAAUGAGAGCUGUGUGUUGCGCAACAACAGUGUUCUAAGGCAUAAUAACAGCUGUACAUCUGCUCCUCCCUGGGUUUUGGAAAACCCUCCACCUCGUCCGCUGGCCAGCUCCCCUUCCGGCCUGUCCUCGUCCCAGUAUCCCUCCAGACUCGGAAUUUCCAUGACGACCAGGAUCAGUGCCACUGUGGAAAGCGGCUGCCACAGUGGCAGCAUGUUCUGCUCCAUCCUGUGAAC